AUGCCGAGCACACACGAAGCAGCCGCUCUGCUCUCAGUCGGAAGGCCCCUGGAGGUCAUUCAACGGAUCACUCCUGAGCCUGGACCAAAUGAGAUCCUCAUCGAAGUCAAGGCAAUUGCAGUCAAUCCUGUGGACUACUACAUGCGUGACAAUGGCUUCCCGCCAGUGCCAGUCCUUCCAGCUGUACUCGGGGAAGACGUCGCGGGUAUAGUCGUCAAACAUGGUUCUGGAGUCGACCCGUCUGACUGUCCUGCGGUCGGAUCACGCGUCGUGGCACUCGCCUCAUCUUUCUACCACGAAGGAUCUCCCGACCAUGGUGCAUUUCAGAAGUAUACCACCGCUCGCAGCGAAGGUGUCAUCAACUUGUCUGAUUCUCUCUCGUUCGAGGAGGGCGCUAUCAUGCCUUUGGCCGUCUUGACUGCAUUGUCGGCAUACACAACCAUCGGCCUCCCGCUCGACACCAAGUUCAAGCCCGAAGACAAGGAGGCCAUCUUGAUCUGGGGAGGAUCCAGCAGCGUUGGCUCUUUCGCGGUCCAAACAGCCAAGUCUCUCGGCUUCACCGUCUACGCAACCGCUGGAGCGAAGAACCUGGAGUACGUCAAAAGCCUGGGAACAGAUGCUGUAUUCGACUACAAGUCGCCUACCGUCGUCAAAGACAUCGCGGCCAAAGUCAAAGCGGACGGGGUCUUACUUCGGACAGCGCACACGAUUGUGGAUAACGCCUUGCAGCAGACUUUGGAUGUACUCAAAGAGACCAAAGGAGACCAUCCGGCCCGAGUCGCUCAUGCUCCCUUGCUCCCUGAGAACGCGCCGUCUCUUGACAACACCGAGAUCAAGUUCACCUACCCGCCCACCAGCCCUGACGAGAGGAACAAGCAUUUGUACAAAUGCUUCCAUGGGUGGCUGAAGGAUGGUCUGGCGGCCGGAAGUGUCGUUCCAAGCCCGAGGGUGCAAGUUGUUCCAGGUGGUAUUAGUGGUCUGAACAAAGCUUUGGAUGUCCUCAAGGCAGGUGUGAGCGGAGUCAAGGUUGUUGUAUCAUGCUGA
Molecule: messenger RNA, 1044 nt
Organism: Zymoseptoria tritici IPO323
Lineage: Eukaryota; Fungi; Ascomycota; Dothideomycetes; Mycosphaerellales; Mycosphaerellaceae
Exons: 1
Coding region: 1-1044 (347 amino acids)
Molecular function (GO): oxidoreductase activity, acting on NAD(P)H
Source: RefSeq, a predicted model, not a curated record